This is a messenger RNA of Wyeomyia smithii (pitcher-plant mosquito), 3312 nucleotides long. Its product is annotated as peroxisomal acyl-coenzyme A oxidase 3. Gene Ontology annotation, molecular function: FAD binding; pristanoyl-CoA oxidase activity; fatty acid binding. Gene Ontology annotation, biological process: fatty acid beta-oxidation using acyl-CoA oxidase; lipid homeostasis. Gene Ontology annotation, cellular component: peroxisome. NCBI's taxonomy places the organism in Eukaryota, Metazoa, Arthropoda, Insecta, Diptera, Culicidae. The record is from RefSeq and is a predicted model, not a curated record. The transcript is spliced from 7 exons. The coding region runs from base 418 to 2502 and encodes 694 amino acids.
GUGUGGGUUUUCGUUGUGUUUAUUCAUACAAAAAUUCGUAAUUGAUUAGUCGUGUUUUUUUAUUCUCCGACUUGCGUUCAUAGCGUUCAACGAGGAUAGGCAGAACAGCUAGCAGUCAGCGGAAACAGAGAAAAUUCAUUCAUGAUUCACUCACUGAUGGACGUGUAAAAGAAAGCGUGUGUGCACUGCUCGAGAAGUGAUGAUAUUGGUUCUAGUUUUUGCCGGUUGGAUAAUUUUUCGUUACUUCGGUUAUCAGCUGUGCUCUAGGGUUUCUGGUGUUAAUUAACCUUGAAGAGAAAUUGAAAUGGCUUAUUUCUAUCCAUUUUGAUAGUGUCCUUCGUACGCUGAACGUGUUCGCAUUUUGCAGGUCUGUGUACAUAUUCCGCACAACUUGGGUCACCAUCAUUCAGCAGUACGAUGACGAAAGAUGUCAAAAACAGUGUGUUACCGGAUCUACCGCGAGGGCCUCUCUGCGAGUAUCGAAACCGCGCAAAGUUCAACUGGAAGGAGCUCAAAACAGUACUAGAAGAUCCAAACUUAACUCGGAUAAAGUACAAUGUAUGGCGUAGGCUAGAAUCGGAACCACUCUUCACUCCGGUUACGGCAACGUUGUCAGUCGACCAGCAGAAGGAGCGAGCGGCAAAGCAGGUCAAUCGAAUUGCAGAUUUAGAGCUGGCACCGGCGGAAAUCUAUUCGUCCGACUAUAAGUAUCGUGUGCGUUACUUAAUGAGUAUUAACGAGGCACUGCAUGCCGUGUGUCCAAGCAUGUCGGUUAAGAUUGCACUGGGAGUUGGUCUUUUCACAAAUUCGCUUCUUGCGAUGGGAACUGAGAGACAUUCUGCGGUGUACAAUGCUGCCUGGAACAGGGAGAUCAUUACCUGCCUAGCCAUUACUGAAGUUAGUCACGGUAGUAAUACGAAACGAUGUCGCACAACUGCCACAUACGAUCCUGGAACGCAAGAGUUCGUAAUAAACACGCCGGAUUUCGAAGCGGCCAAGUGCUGGAUCGGUAAUCUGGGUAAAACUGCUUCGAUAGCACUGCUGUUUGCCAUUCUUUACACGAACGACGGACAGAACCACGGUCUGCAAGGUUUCUUAGUGCCCAUUCGGGAUCCCAAAACGCUGCAGCCUUACCCGGGAGUUAUCGUGGGUGACAUCGGUGAAAAAAUUGGUCUGAAUGGCAUUGACAAUGGGUUCGUUAUGUUCAACAAUUAUCGAAUACCACGAGAGAACAUGCUGAAUCGAACCGGAGACGUGACGCCCGGAGGGGUCUAUGAAAGUACGUUUACCGAGCCCGGUAAAAUCUUGGGAGCUGUGCUGGAGUCGUUUUCCGCCGGUCGGUUGGGCAUUAUGCAAGAAUCGCAGAACACUCUGUCGCACGCGGCCGUCAUUGCGGUGCGGUAUGCUGCGUUGAGGAAACAGUUUGGACCGGAAAAGGAUGGCCCAGAACAGUCAAUUAUCGAGUACCAAUUGCACCAAUGGCGAAUUUUCCCUUACUUGGCGGCAUCCUGCGUACUUAAAGUAUCGGUUUUCGCUCUAACCGAGAUCUAUCUAGAAACUGUACAGAAAUCUCAAGCGGAAUCUAAUGGGUUUGAGUUGCUGACUCAAAUCGUAUCGGAAAUUCAUGCCCUAGUGUCCUCGUCGAAGCCACUGGUAACGUGGACCGCACGGGAUGCUAUCCAGGAGUCGAGAGAAGCUUGCGGAGGACACGGUUACCUAAAGGCUGCGAAUCUCGGAGAGCUGAGAAACAAUCACGAUCCUAGUUGUACCUACGAGGGAGAUAACAAUGUGCUGGGCCAGCAAGCAUCGAACUGGCUGCUGCGGCAGUGGAGGGGAAGCAGCGUCGAGAGCCCGGUGGAAACGGCAAACUUUAUCGAGCGGCGUGAAGCCAUACUGAGGAACACUUUCGCAGCAGUGGUGGCGGGCGGUUGCAACGUGGACAGUGCUGAAUUUAUCGACCAGUGUUAUGAAUGGCUUCUGUGCUGGCUGUUGCAUUCAACUUACGAGCAAAACCAGCUGGCGGAAAAGAAUGAUGUCGACAGGUUCAAGGCGCGAAAUGAUUCGCAGGUUUACCGGGCAAGAGAUAUGAGCCGUGCGUAUGCAGAAUACUACGCUUUGAAGAGCUUCAGAUCUCGCUGCCAGCGGGCGGACGUUUCGGUCGAGCUUCAACCAGUAUUAUUCAACGUCUAUCUCAUCUACGGAAUGUGGUGUAUCGAUAGGCAUCUGGCGACCUUCUACGCCGGAGGGUUUGCUGUUGGACCCCGCUUUGCAGAUGCCGUACGGGGAACGUUGCUGCAGGCGUGCGAUAAAUUCAAAGAUUCCGCCGUUGCAGUGGCGGAUGCGCUUGCGCCACCCGAUUGGGUUCUGAACUCGGUCCUCGGUAAAUCCGACGGUCGGCUGUACGAAAACAUUCAGAAUGUAUUCAUGACGAAUCCGGGUGCAAUGGAGCGGGCCUCCUGGUGGAAGGAUAUCAUUCCCACCAAGAUGAAAUCGAAACUGUAGGCGAAUAUUGCCGCUGCGGUCUAAACUACGGGUUACAAGAGAAUGCAAACGAUCUAGCGCAGAGAAUAUAGCGAAUGUUACAUAUGUGUAGUGCAAUCGAUCCCGAUUUCUCCCUCCGGAAACGAAACCAUAAGCUGUGAGAAUUUUGUUCUUUUUUUCCUCGACAUCCAGUCGGACUGAUACAAACGCAAGGCCAAAAAAAUCAAAUUACCUACGUGUAGUUCUAGUACUACAACGUGUAGAAUGAUAUUUUUUGAUUCUCCUGCGUAUACACCAACCUAUCAAUCAACCGUGUGUGUAAAUGGUUUGAAAAAAAUCAACAACAUGUGUCUUAUUUUGAAAAACCUACAUAUUUAUAUUAAACUGUGAAAACCAAUUUUAGGCAAACCAGAACAGGUUUCUGUUUCUAUAUACAUCCUCGAGAGUUUUAGGAGGCGACCCGUUUUUCUAACUCGUUUUCGGUACAACGGUAAUGUUUAAUGCACUUAAAAUAAGUUUAUUUAUCACGUUGAAAUGACUGUUUACCCACUCGUUUUCCCUCUACCUUUCUUUUAGAUUCAGGUUCGUUGUUUAACUGUGUAUCUGUGCGUUUCCAUAUUGAUUUAUUUUCGAGAUAAACGUGUAAUAUAUAAGAGUCCCAUAUCUGUGUAACGAAAUAUAAUGGAACCAUGUAACUGUUUUUUUUUUCGAAUGUGCAAAAUGAGUAACGCAUUUAUUGUGGAGAAAUAAACCAGAUAGAAGUUGUGAGCGAAAGUUAAGGCAUUUUCCUACUUUUAAGGGUGUAUUUAUAAUCAAUGAUAACAUGAUUAA